AUGGAGACUGAGGGAUCUGCUGCGAGACUGCAGCCCAUGAGUCCUGGCUUCAACAAUGGGGUAUCUACUCCCCUGCGUCCAGGAACCCCUGUUGGAUCAUUCUCACCGAGGUCUUCUCGCGGUGUAAAGGGAGGAUUGACUCUUACUCAAAUGUACACCGAGUACGAUAAGAUGCGGACCCUUCUCAGUGCCGAGCAAAAGAAUAACGAAGAGCUCAAGGCUGCCAUGGAUGAAAUGGUGCAGGAUUUGGAAUCGAGACAGCCGGAAAUUGAUGAAUUGCGUUCGGACCACUCGCGCCUUGAGGCUGCUGUCGUCGAGAUGUCCAAUAUUCUGGACACAGCUGGCAAGGAGAGAGAAGCAGCAACGCGGGAGGCAAGAAAGUGGCAGGGGCAAGUUGGAGGUCUGGAGCGUGAGGGACAAAUAUUACGCCAGCAACUUAGAGACCUUAGCUCUCAAGUAAAGGUACUAGUUAUGGAAGUACACCUGUUGUCUGCUGGUGAAAAGGAGUAUGACAGGGUAGACCUUGAGAAAAUCGCCCGGGAGGGUAUUGAAGAGUCAGCAGAGGACAUGACCGAGACCGGUCAGUUUAUCAGCCGAAACUUAACGACCUUCAAGAACCUCAACGAACUCCAGGAACAAAACGUUACAUUGCGCAGAAUGCUCCGACAGCUUGGAGAUCAGAUGGAGGGCGAAGAGGCUCGCCAAAAAAAUAUUUCGCACCAGAAGGAUCAGGAAGAAUUGAAAGAACUCCGUGUGCGUGUUCAAACAUAUCGGGACGAAAUGGCAAAUCUUGUCUCGCAAACCAAGAGCUACAUCAAGGAGCGUGACACUUUCCGCAGCAUGCUUAUACGGCGUCGCGAAACGGGGGAGUCUUCCGAGCCAUUCUCGCAAUCUCUGCCCCUGGGAGCAGCUCCUCCUGCUCUUGAUGCUAGCACUAUGUCUGCAGCUCCUGGCCCUGACUAUGCUGAUCUCCUCAGGAAGCUCCAGGCUCACUUUGAUUCAUUCCGUGAAGAAACAGCAACCGAUCACUCGUCAUUGAAGCAACAGGUCAACGAGUUAACGAGGAGAAACAGUGAACUUCAGAGUGAAGUUAGCCGCGCCAGUAGUCAACUUGCCUCUGCCAUCCAGCGUGCGGAGCUUUUGCAAUCUAAUUUCAACUUGCUCAAGGGCGAGAAUGUGGAACUCCAGAAGAGACAUACUGCGCUGAUGGAGAAUGCAAACAAACAAGAUCUCCGGACGCAGCAAGUUGCUGAAGAUCUUGUAGAAGCACGCGGACUUGCAGAUAGUCUUACAAGAGAGAGCGCAAAUCUUAAAGCUGAGAAGGAACUUUGGAAGAGCAUCGAGAAGAGGCUCAUUGAAGACAACGAGUCGCUGCGUAAUGAACGUAGCCGGCUUGAUUCAUUGAAUGCUAACUUGCAGUCUAUGCUUAAUGAGCGCGAGCAUUCCGAAACAGAGAGCAGACGCCGUCUGCAGGCAACUGUUGAGUCUUUGGAAUCCGAGCUCCAAAUCACCAAACGCAAACUCAAUGAAGAAACUGAGGAAGCAAAGAAGGCGACACUACGCAAGGAAUAUGACCACGAGCAAAGCCAGAAGAGAAUUGACGAUCUUGUCACAAGCCUAAGCUCCUCGCGAGAAGAACUCAUUGCCACGAAGACGAGCAGAGACCAUUUGCAGUCGAGAGUUGAUGAAUUGUCUGUUGAACUUAAGAGUGUAGAGGAACGACUUGCGGUAUUACAGCAUAAGCCUAAUACCAGUGCCACCGUUCCUACUGCUGGAGACGAGUCUACUGAAGCAGUGCCUGACAACCAGUUGAGCCGAGAACAGGAGCUUGCAAUUGAAGUUUCUGAAUUGAAACGUGAUCUCGAGCUUACCAAGGGUGAACUGGAGCAUGCGAAGGAACAGGCUGAAGACUUCAAGGCCAUUAGUCAGUCAACUGAAGAAAGGCUUGAGGCUCUUAGUGAUACAAAUGAGCAAUACCGUGAAGAAACUGAUCGCCUUCUUGAGGAGAAGAAUGCUAAGAUUGCGGAUUUGGAGAAACGUGUGGAGGAAAUCACUAAUGAGCUUGCGGCUACUAACAACGAGAUAUCCAAACUUCGAGACCAAGAGGGAGAAGCUCAGCGCCGCAUGGACGAUCAGAAAGAAUUGCUGGAGGCUGAAAUCAAGAGACUCAAGGAGAAUGAAGAACGAUACACUGCAGCUGCACAAUACCAUCAACAGGAUCUGAAGGCUCAAGCUGAAAUCGCUCAGAAUGCCCAACAGAACUACGAAAACGAACUCGUCAAACAUGCUGAGGCCGCAAGAAAUCUACAAACCGUCCGGGCCGAAGCAAACCAACUCAAACUAGAAGUGGUUGAUCUGCGGACACAAGCAGAGAGCGCUAAGAAUAACCUAACUCAUCAAGAAGAGAACUGGAAUGAGUUGAAGGAACGUUACGAGUCUGAGAUUGGAGAAUUGAAUCGCCGCAGGGAGGAAGUCCUCAAACAGAACUCGCUUCUUCAUGGACAGCUGGAGACCAUCACUCGCCAAAUUUCCGCUCUGCAGCGUGAUCGGGCCAGUAUGCCAGAGAAUCCCGAGGGAGAAGCCGAUGUGUCUGGUACUGACUUGGAGGGUCUCCAGGAAGUCAUCAAAUUCCUGCGUAGAGAGAAGGAGAUUGUCGAUGUCCAGUACCAUCUGUCCACUCAAGAAGGGAAAAGACUUCGACAACAGCUUGAUUACACCCAGAGCCAGCUUGAAGAGACUCGCCUCAAACUUGAACAGCAACGCCGUGCUGAAGCCGACAGUGAGCACAACACUCUCAACCACAACAAACUCAUGGAAACUCUUAACGAGCUCAAUCUCUUCCGUGAGAGCAGUGUUACUCUUCGUAACCAAAUCAAACAAUACGAAGCAGCUAUCGCGUCGAAAUCUGCUCAAAUUGAAGAAAUUCAACAACAGGCUGAGCCUCUUCAAACCCGCAUUCGAGAACUUGAGAAUAAUCUUGAAACUAAAGAUGGCGAAGUCAAGUUGCUUCAAGAGGACAGGGACCGAUGGCAACAGCGCACUCAAAAUAUUCUUCAGAAGUAUGACCGAGUUGACCCCGUUGAAAUGGAAGCCCUAAAGGAGAAGCUUGCAACCCUUGAAAAGGAGCAGGCUGAGGCAUCCACUGAGAAGAGUGCCCUUCAGGCCCAGAUUGAUGCAUUCCCAGAACAGCUCAAGCAAGCUGAGGAGAAGGUUCAUGAUCUCCGUUCUAAGCUGACCGAACAAUUCAAAGCCAGAUCCAAGGAGCUCACGGGCAGAAUUAACGCUAAACAAGGAGAGCUCAACACUGCUCUCCAAGAGAAGGAGGCCAUUCAACUCGAGCUCAACAGUACACGAGAGGAGCUCAAUGCUCUCAAAGCCAGCGUAUCCGAAAAUCAACAAGCCGCUGCUGCUCAAAGCGCUCCUGAACCACAGCCAGCUCCUGUCCAGGCUGCAGUGUCUUCUGAACAGCCUAGUGCCGAAAGUGCACAGAAGAUAGCAGAACUGGAGGAGAAGGUUGCUAAACUGGAGGCAGCUCUGGCCGAGAAGGAAGCAGAAACAGAUGCAAAGAUCAGGGAGCGUAUUGAGAAAAUGAAGGAGACACUGAACAACAAGCUAGCGGAAUACAAGACAGCCCACAAAGAACAAAUCGACAAAAUGACCGCGGCUCACCAACAGGAACUUGCAGCUAGACCUUCUGGUGAACUCCCCCCAGAGCUAACUGAUAGUCAAGCCAGGGAAUUGGUGGCUAAAAAUGAAACCAUCCGCGGCAUCGUCAGGAACAAUAUCAAGAACGCCCUAGCUAGGGAGCGGGAAUCUAUGUCCAAGGAAGCAGAUCCCGCAGCUCUCAAGGAAAUGGAAAAGAAGUUUAAUGAAGAAAAGGAGGCAUACAUGAAGGAGCGGGACCAGAAGGUCAAUUCGGCCGUCGAACUGGCCGAGAAACGACUGCUAGCCAAGGUUAGCAUGACCGAGGGACGGGCGCGAAAUGUACAGGCUAAGCUGGAAGUUGUUCAGAAAGCCGCGACUGAAACCCCUCAGAAGCCAGUGGUGGAAGUCUGGGAGGUCGCCAAAGUUGCAAAGCCCGCCCCAGUAUCUCAAGCUGCUACCCCUAAACCUGCAGGUCAGGCACCAGCUGCCGUACAACCUGCAGCCCCUGCACUGCAAGCGACGCAGCAGGCUGCUUCACAGGUACCUGCAGCGCCGACGACGCCUGCUAAGCCAACAAUGCCUACUGAUUCGCAACAAACUCCAACCCCAGCGGAACGACCGGAACAGGCCCCCCAAGCUCCCCAAGUGCCUCAAAAUUCUUCUCUUCCUCAGCCAACAACUCAAGUACAACAGCAACAAGUACAGGAGCCUGCCCAGAACGUCCAGCCUCAGCAGGUUCAGCAGCCUCAACAUCCACAGCAACCCCAACAGACCCAACAGGGUCAGCCGGUAUCAGGUCUCCCUAACAGGCCUCCUCAGUCUACACACCAUCCUGCAGGGGGAACUGGUCCUGGGGUGCUUCGAGCCCUUCAAUCAGGCUUACCUGUAGCUCGUGGGGGCCGUGGUAGGGGUGGGCCUGCUGGCCAAGUCAGCCAACCACAUAACGUUGCAGGCCAGCACGGCACAGGUCUGCAACAACAG
This is a messenger RNA of Trichophyton rubrum CBS 118892, 4626 nucleotides long. RefSeq lists its product as uncharacterized. Lineage: Eukaryota; Fungi; Ascomycota; Eurotiomycetes; Onygenales; Arthrodermataceae. The transcript has a single exon. The record is from RefSeq and is a predicted model, not a curated record. Gene Ontology annotation, cellular component: nuclear pore. Gene Ontology annotation, molecular function: structural constituent of nuclear pore. The annotation marks the transcript as partial. Gene Ontology annotation, biological process: mRNA export from nucleus; protein import into nucleus.